AUGGCAUUUCACAUCUGUACCGUUCGCUGGCUUGGGUCAAAAGAUGACGAACGUACCUCUCCAAGCCCAAUCCCUGUCAUAAUUUUGACGUAUAUGCGAAGUGGUUCGUCUUUCCUUGGCGAGAUUUUACAGGCUAACCCGGACACCUUUUAUUGGUUUGAACCUGUCCAUGAAAUAUGGGGACUACAUAAAACAAAUGGAAACCACAAAUUUGAUUUCCAAGACGGAACAAAAAGAACUUUCCCGUCAUUUUUGGAUAUAGCAGUUCCCACUAUCAAAAAUAUAAGUACGUGCCAAUUAGAGAGCCUGCCCAUGGAUGCCUUGAGAGAACAAUUUCUGGCAAAGAGCAAACAGAUGACAGAUUUCGUAAAUUGUAGAGGUUAUAAAGAAAAGGGACAUACGACCAAUGAAAAACUCCUUAAAUGUUUACCGAGUUUAAAAUCUAAAUGUUUACAAUCUAAAUAUAUUGUCAUAAAAACAAUUCGAAUUACUAUGGAAAGCGUAGAAUAUAUACUUAGAAAUGUACCAAACUCACAAGUGAUACAUUUAAUGAGGGAUCCACGCGGAACUUCUCGUUCCCAACAAGCAGUCGGUCAAUUGUCAAAACAUAAUUUUCGACAGGAGAUAUCUGAAUACUGCAAACGAGUAUACCAUGAUGUACUGAGAAAAGAACUACUCGACAAACAGUAUCCGGGAAGAAUUCGAACUGUAUUUUACGAAGAUGUGGCAAACAAUCCAAUUGUGUAUUCAAAAUCGUUGUACCAGUAUCUGUACAUGAAUUUCACCUCUGCAAUUGAAAAGACAAUAUUUGGGUUUACAUUAGCCGGCAAAAGCGGUUCAAGAAAAUGUGGAAUUUUAUGUACUCAAAUGGCGAACUCGGCUCAAGAAGCCAGUAAUUGGCGAAAGCAAAUAAGUAUGGUGUUAGUGAAAAUAGUCGAUAGUGCAUGUGUGGAUUUAUAUAACAAAAUUCGUUACAGAUCUAUAUCAAAUGAAACUAUGUUACGAGAUAAAAAAUAUAAACUUCGGAAAUAG
Molecule: messenger RNA, 1032 nt
Organism: Ylistrum balloti
Lineage: Eukaryota; Metazoa; Mollusca; Bivalvia; Pectinida; Pectinidae
Product: carbohydrate sulfotransferase 5-like
Exons: 4
Coding region: 1-1032 (343 amino acids)
Biological process (GO): N-acetylglucosamine metabolic process; sulfur compound metabolic process
Molecular function (GO): N-acetylglucosamine 6-O-sulfotransferase activity
Source: RefSeq, a predicted model, not a curated record